Messenger RNA from Limanda limanda (common dab), 3436 nucleotides. RefSeq lists its product as uncharacterized. Bases 161 to 2536 code for a protein of 791 amino acids. The transcript has 5 exons. The record is from RefSeq and is a predicted model, not a curated record. NCBI's taxonomy places the organism in Eukaryota, Metazoa, Chordata, Actinopteri, Pleuronectiformes, Pleuronectidae.
GUCUCCUCAGAUCGGAGCAGCCAGGUUCACCUGCAGUCCGGAGCUGCACCUGACGCAGACACUCACCUGUGAGCUUCACCGAGGAUUUACCUGCUGAUCCAACAUGUCCCACUAGUCUCCAGCUGAACCUGCACCAGUCGACCCAAACCGAGCGACCACCAUGAAGAAAGGAGCGCUGCACUUUCGGGGUCGGAAGAACCGGUCUCUCUUCGACACCAAUAUCCAGAUCAAGGACAUGGACAAUGUGGAGUUGGUGCUGGACUCACCAGCGAUCCUUGAGUCAGGGACUGCCAGUGUGCGGGCCAGACCCACAGUCAAUCAUCAUACCUCAUCUGAAACUUUUCAAGGGUUUGCUGUCCCAACACCCAAAGUCCCUCUCCUUCCCCCUGUCAACGGUCUAAAGGCCAAUGGCUCAGGGUGGGAAGAUAGGCUGUCCAAUGGAUCUGUUAUAUCUGUGCCUGACCUCGUGGAGGGGGAAAUAAUUGUCCCUCCUCCCCCCUCUAUUGCACCACCACCUCCUCCAGGGACCUUUAUCCCUCCUCCCCUGGACUUCAUGGGUGACCUUAACAGUCUGGACUUCUACGCACAAAACCCCACUUCAAUGGCACCUUAUAUGGAGGAGGAUCUAGUCCUUUUAAAACCACCACCGAUGGCUCCACCAAAGCCUCCAUCUACUGGCUCUUCUGGCUCUUCAUCCAUUCUUAGUUCACCACCCGCCAAGUUUCCUGAGCAACCAAAAUUUGCCCCUGCACAGCCCCCUACUGAAAAGCAACACAAGCCUUCUAAGGCACCACCUCAAAAGCCCAUUAGACUGUCCUCCAUGUCCAACCUCGAGCUCCCGCCACAGACUCCUGCCCCUCCUCCCCCUGAGCAGACACCCACACGCUCGUCCUUUAAUCCCCAAAACACAGCAAAGCUUUUCACUCUUCCUCAACACUCAAUUCUCAGCGGGUAUAACAGUCCUGACCAGAUACCCAAGCAGAUGUUGCUCCUGGAAGAUUCUGAGUCUAUUAGGUCGGCCCCAGUGCGUGCCCAGGUGGACGGGAAAGUCUCUACACCAACAAAACCGGUUUCCAGAGAUCCAGAGGCGUUCAAGGAGAACUUGCAAACUACGCAGCCCUCUCCACCUUCCCUUCCUGCAUCAAACCAGGAGGCUACAAAAGCGACCGUCUUGGCACAGCCAGUAGUAACCAAACCUCUACCGAGUCCCCCUCGGAUGUCACCACAGCUCCUGAAAGUGAACAGUUCAGAGACUAGUAGGGACACACUGGUAGCAUCAAACCAGGAGGAUACAAAAGCGACAGUUUUGGCACAGCCAGUAGUAACCAAACCUCUCCGGACUCCCCCUCGGAUGUCACCACAGCUCCUGAAAGUGAACAGUUCAGAGACUAGAAGGGACACACUGGUCGAAUCUCCAAGUCGAGGUCGUAAAUUUAGUCCCUUGUUAGAUCGUAAACUGCGCAAUCUGAAGAAUAGCGAAACCCAUGGGGCCCGAGAGGGACCUGCGGCGUCCCCCCUGGCUCUCUUAAUGGCAGCCAAAGAAAGAGAGAAACACAGACCAACCCAUUCUCUGUCACGGGAGAACAGUGGCAAGAAGAACGAGCAACCAAGCACAAGCAUUUACCAAAGCGACUCAAGUCCCAAUUCCUUUGUUGUCAUCCCAAGGUCAAGCUCAUCCUCUUCUCUUUCAUCUCAAGAAAGAAUAGAGGACAGUCUAGAGUCUGCAACUAAACUUCCUGAAAAGUCAAGCAGCCCUGCAAUUGUCAGGGAUCUGAUGCAAUCUACCAGUCCAGCUCUAAAUAGGAUCACAGCAGCUGCAACCGCACGAGCAUCGGACCUGGAUCGUCAGAAACACAACAGAGAGCAAACACUCCCAAAGACUCAAUCUGCACCACCUGUGGCUAGCCAAGCCCCAGUGGUGGAGUUAAGUUUGCCACUACUCCCUCCUCCUCCAGGGUUUGAUGAUUUUGAUGAAGAGUUAAUGGCACCCCCUCCUUCCAUCCCUCCACCUGAGCCUCCUAGGAUAAAGCCACCAGCACCACCCAUGAGCCUCCCUCCUCCAGCUCCAGCUCUACCCCCUUCUCCAAAACCUGCACCCCCAGCAGCUCCAAAACUCCCAACUCCUAACAUUGAUGUCAAACCAAAGCCCCACAUGAUCCCUACUCUGCCACCAUCCAGUCUUUCUCCCAGUCAGGCCACACUUCUGAGCAUCUUACAAAAGAAGAUGUUGGAAAUGGACCACAAAAUGGCCCCUGCGACAACGGCAGAAUCCGGUUCUGAUGACUGGGGAACCCCCGUGUCUGAUGAGCACAAUAAAAUCCCUGUUCCCAAAGCCACUUCGCAGAGCAGGAGUAACACUGUAGUCAACAAAACAGCGACAUUAGACAUGAGGGAAUUAGAGAGUAAAGUGGCCAAAAAGUAUCAGGAGACGUCCUCGCUGAAAGUUCCCAGCAGUAAUGGACGAUCAAAACAUCAGUAUGGAAUGACCUUUACAGUUCGGCCUGGAACCAAACAGCCUAUCACCCCCCAUUAUUAAAUAGGAAUCCUCAACAUAUGUUGAAAUCACACGCAUUCGUGCAAUGUCCAUUGCACAUGAAUAUAUCAUGGGAUUUUGCAUUAGCAGGAGUUUGUACAAUGGGGAACAAGCACUUUGAACAAAUGAAUGACAUGAAUGUGUUCGGUAAAUAUGUUCAGAAUGUCUCAUAAUAGUUAUGAGGAUGCUCAGUUAUAAAAGAUGUUAUAUAUAAGUAUUGCUCAAUUUCAAAUUGCGCGGUGUCACUGUCUCAAUGCCUUAUGGGUAAUAUUCAUAGUAUGAGCUAAAUCUGUUAAUAAAAUGCUUAACGCUUAAGUUAUUCACAGCUGUAAACCUUAAUCUACAUUAAACAGUAAUUUCAGUUUAUUCAUAGGUCUGUGAUUCAUGAUUGUGGAAUACCAUAAUAAUGUAAAACGUAAUGAGUGUGGCUUGUGCUGUAAUUGCAUUUCCUAUAUGUGCAAUGUUCUUCCACUGUUACAUGUAAAUUACAUAGAUCCACUGGAGUAAAGUUGUCAGUUAGUGUCGGAGCAGGCUGACCUCUCCGUAGGAUUGUUUCUCAUUCAGUUAAUGUUCCAACAUUUUGUUUAAAUGUUAUUUGCUGCGGUUAAAUGUCUGUCUGUGUUGCGAAAUUUUUGUAGUUAUUCAUGUACAUAUGUUUGUAUAAGAUUAACAUAAAAGUUGGAUAUUGUGAAACGCUCAAUAAACAGGGAGGUUCAAAACCUAUGGACCCCACUGUGCAUGUAAAGGUUAUGUAAUCAAAAUAUUUAAAAUGUAUUGGUUAUGAAGUAAAUCAGUUGUUCAUCUACAUGAAAUGUUGCCAAACAAUUCCUUAAUUUGAAAUUAAUUCAAGCAGUAAUUGCCAGUCUUAAUAAACGUCCUUGAGUUUGUGGUGCACAAUGUAAA